UGUCUCUGAGUCACUAUGGCCGCUAAGAGCAAGUGGGGUGCUGUGAAGGAUCAUGUGACCGGCAGCCCGGGUCAUGAACCUGACGCUCAGCUGGAGGCCAACCUGGAGAAUGCAGACCCGGAGCUCUGCAUCACACUGCUGCAGGUGCCCACGGUGGUUAACUAUUCUGGGCUGCGUCACCGUCUGGAGAGUAGCAACCAGGCCUGGAUGGUCCAGUUCCUGGAGAUGAAGGGUCUAGACCUGCUGAUGGAGGCCCUGGACCGGCUGUCUGGUCGGGGCUGUGCUCGCAUUGCUGAUGCCCUCCUGCAGCUGACCUGCGUGGCGUGUGUCCGCGCCAUCAUGAACUCCUUCACUGGCCUUCACUUCAUCCUGGAAAACCACGGCUAUGUCAGAACCCUGUCACAAGCUCUGGACACAUCCAACACCAUGGUGAAAAGGCAGGUGUUUGAACUGCUGGCUGCUCUCAGCCUCUUCGACCCACGUGGCCACCACCUUGCCCUGGAUGCCCUGGAGCACUACAAGAGUCUGAAGAAGCAGCGGUACCGCUUCAGUGUGAUAAUGAAUGAACUGCAGAACACAGACAACCUGCCCUACAUGACGACUCUGAUGAGCAUGGUCAACGUCCUCGUUAUCGGAGUGGAUGACCUCAGGAAGAGGGACAAGCUACGCAAGGAGUUCAUAGGCCUCCAACUGCUGGAUCUGCUGCCAAGACUCAGAGAGACUGAGGAUGAGGAUCUGAACAUCCAGUGUGAAGCAUUUGAGGACUCCAUGGGCGAGGAUGAGGAGGAGAUGGAGAGACUUUACGGAGGAAUUGACAUGAACAAUCAUCAGGACAUCUUCACUUCCCUCCUCACAAGGGUGAGCAGUAGUCCAUCCUCUGGUCACUUGCUGUCCAUCCUUCAGGCUCUGCUGUUGGUGUCUCCAGACAGAGGAGAUGUGUGGGAGGCUCUGGAGGCUCUGGCUGACCGAGCCUGUCUGGUGGUCCAGGACUCUCAGGAAGACUUGGCUGAGCGUCUAAUGGAGAGGCUCCUCCCCUCCAAGGUCCAUUCAGGUUCAGCCAGUCACAGAGUCAGAACCACUGACAAGGCUGUUCAGACGCAACUGACAGACAACUCUGCGGACCAAUCAGAAGCCAUGACCAAAACCUCGUCAGCAGCCCCACCUCUUCCUCCUCCAUGCACUUCUCCCCCUCCCCCACCUCCUCUCCCGGGUAUGAGAGAACCAGCUCUUCCUCCUCCUCUCCCUGGUAUGAGAGAACCAGCUCCUCUUCCUCCUCCCCCUCCCCCUCCUCUCCGUGGUAUGAGAGAACCAGCUCCUCCUCCCCCCCCUCCCCCUCCCCUUCCUAAUAUGAGAGAACCAGCUCCUCCCCCUCCCCCCCCUCCUCCUCUCCUUGGCAUGGGAGGACAACCCCCUUCUACCCAUCUACCUGAUAUGAUGGGACCACCUCCUCCUCCGCCUCCCCCUCCAGGAGGAAGUGAUGUCAUCAUAGCCCAUGUUGUCCAAGGUCUGGGUGGGGCAUACCACAGCCCUGCAGCAUGCAGCUCGGCCUACCGCUUCCCUACCCACCGCAUGAAGAAACUCAACUGGCAGAAACUUCCAUCCAGAGUGGUGACAGCGAGUCAUUCCAUGUGGACAUCUGUCCAAUCAAAACCAGUAGAGCCGGACUACUCCAGCAUAGAGGAGCUGUUCUGUCUCCCUCAGACGGAGAGCAGGACUAAAGGACCCACAGCUGCUGCCAAACUGGAACACAAAGAGAUCUCCUUUAUUGAUCCCAAGAAAAACCUCAACCUCAACAUCUUCCUCAAACAGUUCAAAUGCUCUCAUGAUGAGUUUGUGGAUCUCAUCCGGAGAGGAGACCGCUCCAGGUUUGAUGUGGAUGUUCUGAAACAGUUGCUGAAGCUGAUACCUGAAAAACACGAGGUGGAGAACCUGAAGUCCUACCAGGGAGAGAAGGAGAAGCUUUCAGGUGUUGACCAGUUCUACCUUCGGCUGCUGGAUGUGCCAUGCUAUCCUCUGAGAAUAGAGUGCAUGUCACUCUGUGAAGAGACCUGUUGUGUUCUGGAGAUGCUGCAACCUAAAGCCAAGCUGAUGGACAGAGCCUGUCAGAGUGUGACAGAGAGCACUCGCCUUCCCAGCUUCUGUAAACUCAUACUUGAUGUUGGAAACUUUCUCAACUAUGGCAGCCAUACAGGAAAUGCUGAGGGCUUUAAGAUCAGCACACUGCUGAAACUGACAGAGACCAAAGCCAACAAGUCCUGCAUCACCCUGCUGCACCACAUCAUCGAGGAAGUGGAACAGAACCACUCUGACCUGCUGAACCUACCAGAUGACUUGGAGAUCUGUGAAAAGGCUGCUGGCAUUAACCUGGAGUCCAUCCAGAUGGAGGCAAACUCCCUCAUCAAACGACUGAAACCUUUGGAGACCAAAGUGGCAGCUUCUUCUGUGGAGAACCUGAAGGAGCAAUACCUUUCCUCUAUUAAGGACAGCCUGGAGGCCUGUGGAAGGCUGGAAGAGGUGUUUUCCUCCAUAGUGGAAGGCAAGAAGAAGCUAGCAGGCUAUCUGUGUGAGGAGGUCUCCCGCCUCUCCCUGGAGGAACUCUUCAGCACCAUUAAAACCUUCAGAGGCCUCUUCCUCAAAGCCAUCAAGGACAAUCACAACAGGAGGGAGCAGGCAGCGAAGGCAGAGAGAAGGAGGAAACAGCAGGAGAAGGAGUCCAUACAUCAGAAAGAAGAGAAAAUCAAACAGAAAGGCGUCCCCGGCCCAGAUGAAGGCUGUAUCAUUGACAACCUGCUGGCUGAGAUCAGAAAGGGCUUUGCCCUGAGGAAGACCAGGCCCCCCACAGAGAGAGGUAUCCUGCCUCCUGUUGGCAGGAUAAGGGACAGUAGUCAUUUAAACCAGCAUGCUAAACUAGAGCGCUCCAUGGCUGUAGAGAAAAGAGGCGAGGCUGAAGAGCAGGAUGCUCCUCCACAGACCAACCCAGCUCCUCCCACUAAACCAUUCCUCCAAACAGGAUCAGUGAACACCGCCCAUCUCUCCAUGCCUCCCACAGACCGUACCACUGAGGGAGACUCCACCCCCAGUGGAGGCCCCAUCCCAAGAAGAGAUCCCACCCCCAGUGGAGGCCCUGACUCUGGGUUAGACUCCUCUCCUGAUUCCCAGGCUGAAGAUAGUCCAGCAGGAGGAGAGGAGGUGGAACAUGGUCGGGAUUUGACAGACGGAUAUGAAGUGAACAUAAACAGAAAGGCGGAGUCAGAAGUGUCGAGGAAGCUAUCCAGAGACGAACCAAAAUCUGAUGCAAAAGAAACAAGAAGCAGGGACUCACAGGUCACCUAUGCAGAUUUUCACAGUGGAACAAAACAGUCAAAACCUAAAAAAGGAUGUGUGUUGCAAUAAGAUGGGUCCUCCAGCAUUCAGCCAAUCAGGUGAAUUCCACAGGAACACACAGACUGAAACAGAAAGAUUACCGUAACACAAGGAGCUAUUGCUAAGUCAUAUGUACAGUCCAGAAAACACGUUUUUCUGAACUCCCAAACUCAUACUGUCCAAUAAACAUAUACUGAGCAAGAAGAUUGGUGGAAAACAUGAACACCUUUUUUGACUGAGUAGUUUUUUUAGAUGGUUAAUUUUGGGAUAUGUCUGAGAUAUUGCAUUAUGAACUGAAGGUAAUAAACUGUAAAUAGGUGUAAAUGAUAUUUAUAGUAUAUUGAGGAAACAGCUGUUAGAAGGUAAAGCCAGUAUGUUUGGACACGGUGUGCAGGAAGUUUCUGUUCCUUCAGCAGUUCUUUAAGACCUUUGUGCUUGAGUUUAUUGACUGUUAGCACAAAGCCAGAUCCUGAUACAUUUUCAUUCAAUUUAGUUAUUGGCACAGUUUUCAAUCAGGAGUGUUUUGUGUUGACACAGUGAAAAUGUGAGAUAUUGUGCACCUAUUACUGCUGGUGGCUUUAAGAUGUAGAGAGACAUUCUGAAAAUGGACAUUGAUUAAACCUAGAUGAGCAAUAAUCUGUCCCGUGAUUUUCUUAUUGACAAC
Molecule: messenger RNA, 4027 nt
Organism: Lampris incognitus (smalleye Pacific opah)
Lineage: Eukaryota; Metazoa; Chordata; Actinopteri; Lampriformes; Lampridae
Product: inverted formin-2-like
Exons: 23
Coding region: 16-3393 (1125 amino acids)
Biological process (GO): actin cytoskeleton organization
Molecular function (GO): actin binding; small GTPase binding
Source: RefSeq, a predicted model, not a curated record